This is a messenger RNA of Zingiber officinale, 1578 nucleotides long. RefSeq names its product CBL-interacting protein kinase 4-like. The coding region runs from base 75 to 1391 and encodes 438 amino acids. Gene Ontology annotation, biological process: protein phosphorylation; signal transduction. NCBI's taxonomy places the organism in Eukaryota, Viridiplantae, Streptophyta, Magnoliopsida, Zingiberales, Zingiberaceae. The record is from RefSeq and is a predicted model, not a curated record. Gene Ontology annotation, molecular function: protein kinase activity; ATP binding. The transcript has a single exon.
UGCCUCUCCCACUUCACCCACCACAAUGGAGGCGAGUUAACGUGGGGGGAGGAGGCAUUAGAGCAACUCACUUGAUGGACCACCAAAAACGCUCCGUUGACUGCGCCGCCGCUGCCGCUGCCGCCGCAGUCAAGCGCCGCCACCAAGAAGUCCUUCUUGGUAAAUACGAGCUCGGAUGCCUCCUCGGCCGCGGCACCUUCGCCAAGGUCUACCUCGCUCGGUCCGUCUCCGACGGCGCGACAGUGGCCGUCAAGAUCCUCGAUAAGGCGGAGAUGGUGGCGACGGGCAUGGCCGGCAGCGUGCUCACCGAGGUGGCCGCCAUGCGCCGCCUCUCCCACCCCAACAUCCUCAAGAUCCACGAGGUGCUGGCGACGCGGUCGAAGAUCUUCCUGGUGAUGGAGCACGCGCCCGGCGGCGACCUGCUCUCGCGAAUCGCCCGCCGCCGUCUCCCCGAGCACGCCGUCCGGCGCUACUUCCACCAGCUCGUCUCCGCGCUACACUACUGCCACGCUCGCGGCGUCACCCACCGCGACGUGAAGCCUCAGAACCUGCUCCUCGACCGCGACGGCAACCUCAAGGUCUCCGACUUCGGGCUCGCCGCCCUCCCCGAUCGACUCCGCGACGGCCAACUACACACCGCGUGCGGCACCCCGGCCUACACAGCCCCCGAGGUCGUCCGCCGCAAGGGCUACGAUGGAGCUGCCGCCGACGCCUGGUCCUGCGGCGUCAUCCUCUUCGUCCUCCUCGCCGGCUCCCUCCCCUUCGACGACGCCAACCUCGCCGUCAUGUACCGUCGGAUCCACCGCCGCGACUACGAGAUCCCUCCCGGGAUCUCUACCCCGGCGCGCCGCCUCCUCGUCCGCCUCCUCGACCCAAAUCCCGACACCAGGAUGACCAUGGCGGCCCUGAUCGACCACCCUUGGCUCAAGCGCUCCCUCAGCUUGGACUCCCAGCUGAACAUGCACCCUCUCGCCGCCGCCCAUGAUCACCAACUCGCCCCCACCAUGAACGCCUUCGACAUCAUCUCCCUCUCCUCCGGCCUCGACCUCUCGCCUCUCUUCGACGACGCCAAGCCCAAGAAGGAGCGGCGCUUCACCUCCACGCACUCCAUCGACAAGAUCAUGGACAGGAUCCAGCUCACCGGAAGCAAACUCGGCCUCGUGGUGGAGACCAAGAAGGCGGCGGCGGCGGCGCUAGCAGGGGGCUGGGGUCCUACUCUCUCAGUGGAGGUGUCGGAGGUGGCUUCGCAGCUUCUGCUAGUGGAGAUGAGACUAGAGCACGACGGCGGCAGCGGCAGCGGCGGCGAUGCCGGAUUCUGCUGGGAGCACGCGAAAGCAGAGCUCGGAGACAUUGUCUUCUCUUGGCACGAAACAGAGCAGAUCGUAUUCUAGCAAUCCUGGAGAAGAAAUCAUAGUGGCAAAUCGUGUUUCAAAGAUCUGUUCUAGAUUUUCUUGCCUUAUUUGAAGUUUACUUAGAUUGAUUAGUGUAAUGAGAAUACCUUGUUUGUUGUGCUUGGUGUUCAUGUUUGUGCCAUUGUAGAUCGAAUCUAUCAAAAUUGUUCAAAAUCUAUUCGAGUCA